Varroa destructor (honeybee mite) is the source of this 1239-nucleotide messenger RNA. It is a transcript of the gene Polr2I, whose product is annotated as RNA polymerase II subunit RpII15. Gene Ontology annotation, biological process: maintenance of transcriptional fidelity during transcription elongation by RNA polymerase II; transcription-coupled nucleotide-excision repair; DNA-templated transcription. NCBI's taxonomy places the organism in Eukaryota, Metazoa, Arthropoda, Arachnida, Mesostigmata, Varroidae. The record is from RefSeq and is a predicted model, not a curated record. Gene Ontology annotation, molecular function: DNA-directed RNA polymerase activity; nucleic acid binding; zinc ion binding. Gene Ontology annotation, cellular component: RNA polymerase II, core complex.
CCGAAUCCUACGUCGAAGUUGAGAACAGUUUUCUGUGAGAAUACUUUCUGUGAGUUAUACUUUGUGAGAAAGAUUUUGUAGAUAGUGCAGUUAGUUUAAUACAGUGCCAUGGAUAGUAUGCCACAUAUUGAUGAGACGGGACCGGGGUUUGUCGGUAUUAAAUUUUGUCAGGAAUGUAACAAUAUGCUUUACCCUAAAGAAGAUAAGGAAAAUCGGCAGCUUCUUUUUGCUUGCAGAAACUGCGAUUUUCAACAGGUUGCAGACAAUCAUUGUAUAUAUGUGAAUAAGAUUACUCACGAGGUGGAUGAACUGACGCAGAUCGUCAGCGACGUCAUUCAUGACCCAACCCUACCACGAACUGAAGACCACCCCUGUCCAAAGUGUGGCCAUCGGGAAGCCGUCUUUUUCCAGGCUCAAUCGCGUCGCGCCGAGGACGAGAUGCGUUUGUACUAUGUUUGUUGUAAUCAGUCCUGCACGCACCGGUGGACUGAGUAAUUCGUUUUUCACUACACAGAUCGCGUCGGCUCGGCAGUCAUCUUCAUCACGUUUCAACGCCCACACGGUCAAAAUACUGGAAGUCGAACUAUUUCAUCGUUGUCCACUCAGGUCUCUCAGAGCAGAUUUAAUUUGAUCACGUAAAUUGUAUAUUAAUAUUAAAAGUACCGAAGCGCUGCAAAUACGAUGCAUAAUAAUAUUAUUACUAUUACAUGCGUCACGCAACUCAUGUAACAUUGUUAUCUUUAUCUUAUUUUGAUAAAUUGAUGAAGACGGAGUGUAAAGUCACGUAAUGAUUCAAGGUGGCAGAAAUGCAUAAAAUCGUUGGGAAGUGUAUUUAUGAGCAGCAAAGAAAUAUAAAACUUCAACUGAUUAACUUCUUUGUAAUUAAUUUCUUAUUAGUUUAGAAUAUGUAUUCGAUUGCAAAUAAGGUAACUAAGUGUGAUACCCACUUUUGUACACUUCAACGAUAGGAUUCACUCUAGUGAGUGCCUUUUUAAUUAUAUAGUCAAAAAAAAAAAUGGAAAACACUGCAUGUGCUGUAUCAACUCAGGUAAAAUAUAUUUAAAAUUUGAUUUACAGGGAUCAAGCGGCUUAGAGUGUUGUACGCAGCAUAUUGAUUUUUCGAUCAGUGUUUUUGGAGGAGCAAAUAUUUUUAUGUGUGAUUCCAAUUAUUGGUCUUCAUGCUUUGAUUAUAAAAUAUCUAUAAAUAAAAUGAUUAUAAAAUGGAAUAAUAUGGCUUAG